AAAAUUGUUUAAUUCAACGAACUUUUUGUCUGUAUUUAACAAAAAUGAAACUCUAGUUUAAUCUUGUAUUUUCGUGUUCGAAUUGUUUUGAUUUUUCAUUCAUUUUCCCGCUAAUUUUCAUCAUGAACGUGGGUGUACGCUCAAUUUUUUUGAGUAAUUGUAAAUAAAACUUAUCUUUGUUGUACUUUCUGAAUAUUUCGUGCAGCAGAGACGGAAUAUGGAAUUAAACGAUUUUUAACUGUAACAUGAAAUAAUGUAUUUGAACGAAAUUAUAAACUUGUUGCGUACGGUUGGCAAGUUUGCAUCAUAUCAAAAAAUAGGAGGUUGUGUUCACCCAAGUAUUUAUGUAUCGCUGUCGUCCGAGUUUGCAUCAAUAAAGUAGUACAAUUAAUAAUUGUAUCGAAUCAGAAGAGAAAGAAGCAGAUAAUUAAUUAAUAUACAAUAAAUUAAUUACCUUGGAAGAUCGGUUUUAUGUGCGACGUAUUACACGUGUGGUUCAAGCUAUCGGUACUUGGUGCGUUAUGUAGUCACGCUGUCAUAAUAAAAAUUAAAACUUUGUUAUAAAAUUAUACGCAUCCGCGAUAACUGAUAUCAAAAUGAAGACAGCUUUUAUGGUUGCUGAGAAACCGUCUCUGGCAGCUUCGCUGGCCAAUAUUCUAAGUAACGGACGAUGCACUACUAGAAAAGGCUUAAACGGAUCGUGUUCUGUGCACGAAUGGAUAGGCCAGUUUCGAUCUGAAACAGUAAACUUUAAAAUGACAUCUGUUUGCGGUCAUAUUAUGACUUUGGAUUUCAUUGCGAAAUAUAAUCAUUGGGACAAAGUGGACCCUGCAGAGUUAUUUUCGUGUCAGACCGAAAAGAAAGAGGCAGCUCCUAGAUUAAAAAUCCCUUAUUUCCUCGCUAAGGAAGGAGCUCACUGUGAUUAUUUAAUAUUAUGGCUGGAUUGUGACAAAGAAGGUGAAAAUAUCUGUUUCGAAGUUAUCUGUGCAGUGCAACAGGGGACAAGCAGGAAAUUAAAUCCAAAUGACAUUUGGCGAGCAAGAUUUUCUGCCAUCACGGAGAAAGAUAUUAAAGCUGCAAUGGGCAACUUAAUAAAGCCAAAUGAGAAUGAGGCUAAAAGCGUCGAUGCCAGGCAAGACUUAGAUUUGCGAAUUGGUUGCGCUUUUACCAGGUUUCAGACAAAAUUUUUUCAGGGAAAAUAUGGAGAUUUAGACGUAUCGCUUAUCUCUUACGGGCCUUGCCAAACACCAACACUAGGAUUCUGUGUACAGAGGCACGACGAAAUUCAAACGUUCAAGCCUGAUGCCUAUUGGGUUCUACAGGUUACAGUAAAGUCUUCCGAUGGUCAAGACGUUGUCUUAAGUUGGGGUCGUGUGCGAUCCUUCGACAAGGAGGUAGCGAAUGUGUUUCUCAGCCAUGUGAAGGAGUACGAGCAAGCGACCGUGCUAAGCGUGGACAGCGUGGAGAAAACGAAAUCACGACCGAUAGCGUUGAACACAGUAGAAUUAAUGAGGGUAGCGAGUUCAGGGUUGGGAAUGGGACCGCAUCAUGCCAUGCAAAUAGCAGAACGUCUUUACAUACAAGGAUACAUAAGUUACCCUCGAACUGAGACUACCGUGUACCCGGAGAACUUUGAUUUAGCUGCAACGCUCAAGCAGCAACAGAACAGUUCAGACUGGGGAGAUCAAGUUCGUAAAAUAUUAGCCAACGGUAUUAACAGACCAAAGAAAGGACACAAUGCCGGGGACCAUCCUCCCAUCACCCCAAUGAAACACGCCACAAGAAGCGAACUCGAUGGAGAUUUGUGGAGGCUGUAUGAUUACAUUACGCGACAUUUUAUCGCCACUUUAGCUCCGGAUUGUAAAUAUCUAAGUACAACGGCGAGAUUCGAAAUAGGGAUGGAAACUUUUACCGCGAACGGGCAUAGCUUGUUGGAUCCUGGAUACACCAGUAUUCUCACGUGGCAGACACUCGGUAGUAACGACACGUUACCUAAAUUUACACCUGGCGAAAGAGUCAACAUACAAGAGACAAAGUUGCUCGAAUGCUACACGCAACCGCCCGAUUACUUGACGGAAGCGGAAUUGAUUUCCUUGAUGGAGAAACACGGGAUAGGAACUGAUGCUUCAAUACCGGUACAUAUAAACAAUAUAUGUAUGCGAAAUUAUGUGAACGUUUCAGGAGGCAGGAAACUGAUACCGACUUCUUUAGGAAUCGUGUUGGUCCACGGUUAUCAAAAGAUAGACCCCGACUUGGUCUUGCCUACGAUGAGAUCAGCCGUCGAGGAACAGCUGAACCUGAUAGCUCAGGGACGAGCCGAUUACCAUGCUGUGUUACAGCACACGGUGGAAAUAUUCAAACAAAAGUUCAAGUACUUUGUGCACAGUAUAGAAGCGAUGGACCAAUUAUUCGAGGUCUCAUUUUCGCCCCUUUCCGCGUCGGGAAAGGCGCAUUCCAGAUGUGGAAAAUGCCGACGUUACAUGAAAUAUAUACAAACGAAACCGUCAAGAAUGCACUGUGUGCAUUGCAACGAAACCUACAAUCUUCCACAGAAUGGAAACAUUAGGAUUUAUAAGGAACUGAAGUGUCCGUUGGACGAUUUCGAAUUGCUUUCCUGGUCCACGGGGGCUCGGGGGAAGAGCUACACGUUCUGCCCGUAUUGUUACAACAAUCCACCGUUUAGGGAUAUGAAGAAGGGAACGAGCGGUUGCAAUUCGUGUACGCAUCCAACCUGUCCGCACGGUAUGAAUUCGAACGGUUUGUCGAGUUGCCUCGAGUGCGAUUCGGGUAUACUCGUGCUCGAUCCUUCGGCUGCACCGAAAUGGAAAUUGGGCUGCAACCGUUGCGACGUUCUUAUUCAUUUAUUCGAAAAUGCCCAUAAAGUAAUGGUCGACACCGAUGUGUGCGACUGCGGCGCGCAGUUAGUCACUGUGGAGUAUAAACAGGAGAAAACUAAACUUCCCAAUGAAGCGACAGAGAUGAGCGGCUGCGUGUUUUGUACACCAGCUUUUAUUUCUCUGGUAGAGAAACACAGGGCGAUCGCUUCGAAACCAGUCACGACCCGGAAUCGCGGACACGCGAAAGGUCGCAGUCGAGGGAAACCUCGUCCUCCUAAAGAUAAGAUGGAUCAAUUGGCAGCAUACUUUGUAUAAUAACAUAUAAACCAAGCCACGAACACAAACUUUCUUUUCUUCUACCACCGAUGCGCUCGUCAGUAGGCGUGAUUCUCGAGAAUAAAUUCGAAUAUAUUCGCUACCUCAACAACGUCUGAUACACACCGGCUGGAUUAAGUUAUUUGCAACAGUGAAUCGUGCGUUUAAAAAUCUCGCGAUCUUGUAGUUUUUAACGAACACUAACUCGAACAGUAUUGCGUUAGAACGCUAAGAUGGAAAUUGUAAAAAUCAUGUUAUGUGACUUUUUAAACAAACAAAAAAAUAUAUAUAUAUAAUUUAUGCUUA
Megalopta genalis is the source of this 3458-nucleotide messenger RNA. It is a transcript of the gene Top3beta, whose product is annotated as DNA topoisomerase 3-beta. Gene Ontology annotation, molecular function: DNA topoisomerase type I (single strand cut, ATP-independent) activity; DNA binding. Gene Ontology annotation, cellular component: nucleus. The record is from RefSeq and is a predicted model, not a curated record. Lineage: Eukaryota; Metazoa; Arthropoda; Insecta; Hymenoptera; Halictidae. Gene Ontology annotation, biological process: DNA recombination; DNA repair; DNA topological change.